Batrachochytrium dendrobatidis JAM81 is the source of this 1228-nucleotide messenger RNA. RefSeq lists its product as uncharacterized. The coding region runs from base 275 to 1207 and encodes 310 amino acids. Lineage: Eukaryota; Fungi; Chytridiomycota; Chytridiomycetes; Rhizophydiales. The transcript is spliced from 4 exons. The record is from RefSeq and is a predicted model, not a curated record.
GUGAUCUUCCUUCAAACUUAUACUACAUAAAUAUGUCACUAUACGUCAAUGAACAAGAGAUAUAACUGAACUAUAACAGGAUAAUAUCAUGCAUAAUGGUACGGUAUGUAUCUGUUUGGUAGAUAUGCAACCAUAUAUAUGACAGCCCAAUCCGUCCUUUAUCACGGGUUGGUUUUAGAAACGUCUGUUAUUUUGGUUGAUACAUGUUUCUUGCAUAGAUUGGUAGUAUUAAUCGAUCAUUUGCUCAGUAUCAAGGCGAUGUUUAAUCAAAGUAAUGGCUGGAUUAUACAAUGCAUACCAGACUCCAUCAGCCAUAUUUAUGGGAAUUGCUUUUCAUCAAGUCAUCUCUGCGUUAUUUUUUAUUGCUACACGACGUAGACCACUUCAUACUGCCAUCGACCUCAUAGCGCUGGUCUCAUUGAUAGUUUGUGCUGGCCAGAUUUAUGUGCACACAUUGUUGAUUGAUCAGUCCAUUUCACCGGAAACCACUGUUGAAAACUGGGUCGAGUGGUUGGCUGCUUCUGGAUAUUUGCUGACGUUUUUGACAAGUACUGGCGUGCUUAUUUUGAUGGUUGCUCGACUUCGAGUAUUCCACAAAGGAACGCCUGUUUUUUGGAUUAUAACAGCUGGAAUAGUUGCCACGUUUUGCGUGUCAGCACUCACUGGUGCAUUUGGCAUAUUAUCGUAUCUUGAGCUCAUCAGAGGACAAGCUGUCAUUAUUUCAAAAAGUGCAUUACUUCAUUACUCUAGUCUGCUUUUUGCAAUCAAAUGCAUAUUUGAAGGUAUCAUAUCGGCAACUUCAUCACUCAUAUUUCUUUGGACAAUCAGUAAAGGCACUGGCGUGCACAGAUCCGAAUUCAUCAAGCAGUUGUUUUUAAAGUAUGAAGGGUUCCGUUUUGUCGUUAUUUUUGUCCUUAAUAUUACAAUGGCAGGGUUUGCUGUACAUUCAGCCUAUACGGGUGAGCCAUUUGUAGCCUAUACAGCCUGGUUCUUUUCUCCCAUGAUGUAUGGUUUAGAAAUCUACACGUUUUUACUGGUGAGUUUUGUUGCACCAUCAGAUAUACUAAGAGCAAGACACGAUUCGUCUAGUGAUGAUGGUUUGCAUGGAACUGCUGCUGAACAUGCUGGUUGUUGUGCUAUUGAUAUUACACCCAAAGCCAAGGUUGAAAUGGCCAUUCGUAAUAUGAUAAUGGGUCAAGAUAAAUAAACUACAAUAUUAAUGCUACUG